AUGUUAAGAGUCAUCGAAACUUCUACUCGGGAGGUCAAAUCUCUCAACGGACUCUGGUCGUUUGCUCUUGACACUGACCCCAAAUUCACCUCCUCAUCGCCAUGGGAAUCCACCCUGCCUGGUAAUCUGGAGUGUCCCGUUCCUGCUUCGUACAACGAUAUAUUUCCCAACCAUGCUCUACGUGACCACGUUGGAAAGGUAUGGUAUCAACGCUUAGUUCGUAUUCCCAAAUCUUGGGACGGUCAAAGAGUUUUUAUCCGUCUGGAUUCAGCAACUCACGAAGGGGAGGUCUAUGUCAACGAUAAACUUGUGGUCAAACAUGUUGGGGGAUACACUCCGUUUGAAGCUGAUCUCACUUCGGCGGGAGUCAAAGCUGGAGAGGAAGUUAGAAUUACGAUUGGCGUGAAUAACAUCCUCACCAGACAUUCGAUUCCACCUGGAGAGCUCCAGAAGAACGAGCUAGGUAAGACUGUUCAAAUCAUCAGACAUGACUUCUUCAAUUAUGCCGGGCUGGCUAGAAGCGUCCGGCUAUACACUGUCCCGCUAGAUGUCAGGAUCGGAGAUAUCAAGGUCGUCACGGAUGUCGAGGAGAAGGGAGGGUCUGGUACAGUCAAGUUCGAUCUCAAGCUUGACGGAGGUGAUGGAACGGUUACGGUGAAUUUGGUGGACAGGGAUGGCAAGAUCGUUACGACCUCAAAUUCUCCUUCCGGUACACUCACAGUUCCCAGUCCCAAGCUCUGGGGGCCAGGUCAACCGUACCUUUACGACCUUUCCAUCAAGGUUUCUACUGCCGGUACAGUCGUCGAUGAGUACAGCCUUCCCGUCGGAAUUCGCUCCGUUAAGAUCUCCGGCACGCAGUUUCUCAUCAAUCACAAACCCUUCUACUUUAAAGGUUUUGCUCGGCAUGAAGACUUGACGGUAAUUGGCAAAGGUCACGAUGAUGCUUGGAUGGUUUACGAUUACGAACUCAUGCGAUGGACAGGUGCCAAUUCUUUCCGAACCUCUCACUACCCUUACGCCGAAGAAAUCUAUGAUUACGCUGAUCGACACGGAUGGAUCAUCAUCGAUGAAGUUGCUGCGGUUGGUCUGAACCUGCAUCUGGGAGGCUGGCUAAUUGGCAAAGAUGAAAGGGGCACUUUCUCGGACGAAUAUUGUGAUGCGACAACACAAGAAACUCAUAAACAGGCUAUUAGAGAGCUAAUUGACAGAGACUACAAUCACCCAUCCGUUGUUAUGUGGUCUAUCACCAACGAGCCUGCAUCUCAAGAAAAAGGUGCGAGGGAAUAUUUCCAACCACUCGUCGAAUUCACCAAACAACAUGAUCCCCAUCGACCUGUGACUUUCACCAACAUGGGCAUGGCACUUCCCGAUACCGAUAGGAUCGCUGACCUUUUCGACGUGAUCGGCAUCAAUCGCUAUUAUGGGUGGUAUCAUGAAACCGGCGAUCUUGAGCUGGCAGAGAAGAAGCUGGAAGAAGAGCUCAAACGCUGGGCAGAAAAGUACAAGCGUCCUCUGGUGAUGUGUGAAUAUGGAGCAGACACUCUGGCUGGAUUGCACAUGCAUCCAGCUCAACCUUGGUCAGAGGAAUACCAAUCCGAGUUUUACACUAUGUAUCAUCGUGUCUUUGACAAGAUCGAGGCAAUCGUAGGGGAGCAAGUUUGGGUUUUUGCCGACUUUAGUACGGGACCUGGUGUGAUCCGGGUGGAUGGCAAUAAGAAGGGGAUAUUCACGCGGGACAGGAAACCCAAAUUGGCGGCUCAUACAUUGAAAAAGAGGUGGGGUGGAUUGUGGGAGGAGAAGGAAUGA
Kwoniella botswanensis is the source of this 1806-nucleotide messenger RNA. RefSeq lists its product as uncharacterized. Gene Ontology annotation, biological process: carbohydrate metabolic process; glucuronoside catabolic process. Bases 1 to 1806 code for a protein of 601 amino acids. NCBI's taxonomy places the organism in Eukaryota, Fungi, Basidiomycota, Tremellomycetes, Tremellales, Cryptococcaceae. Gene Ontology annotation, molecular function: carbohydrate binding; beta-glucuronidase activity. The record is from RefSeq and is a predicted model, not a curated record. The transcript has a single exon.